AUGUUAGAAAUCGAGUUAUAAGGAUAUUUAGAUAAAGUAAACUUAAAUGUAUAAAAUAUCCAAAAAUUAAAAGCUUUAAUAUCUCCGCAUACAGGCCUUAAAUAUUGUGGAGCAGUACAAGCAUAUAGCUAUAAAUAUAUAAACCCUUAAAAUAUUUAAAGAAUAUUUUUACUCGGACCUUCACAUCGAAUAUUUAUAUAAGGAUGUGGAUUAAGUUCCAUGGAUUUUUUCGAAACCCCGUUCGGAAAUAUAGAAAUAGAUGUAGAAAUUAUAAAUGAACUUUAUAAAAACUAAAAAGAUUAUUUCGUAAAACUUGAUUAAGAAACUGAAUAAAAUGAACAUAGUUUAGAAUUAUAAUUACCAAUGUUAAAAAAAUAAAUGGGAGAUAAAUAAUUCAUAUUAAUACCUAUUAUGGUAGGAUAAACUAAUUAAGAAUUAGAUGUUUAAUACGGGAAAAUAUUUAGUAAAUAUUUUGAUGACGAUAGUACUUUGUUUAUUAUUUCAAGUGAUUUUUGUCACUGGGGAUAAAUAGAAUUCCAAAAUUAUUUAAACUCAACUAAAAAUACAAUAUGUGGAAGAAGAGGAAUAAAUAUUUUACUAAAUAACAACAUAAAAGAUAAUUUAGAACAGUAAAUAUACGAACUAAUUGAAAACUUAAUUUAUUUAUUAUGCGUAAAGUAAAAAAGUCACUGA
This is a messenger RNA of Ichthyophthirius multifiliis, 693 nucleotides long. Its product is annotated as mediator of cell motility 1, putative. The transcript has 6 exons. NCBI's taxonomy places the organism in Eukaryota, Ciliophora, Oligohymenophorea, Hymenostomatida. The record is from RefSeq and is a predicted model, not a curated record.